Phalaenopsis equestris is the source of this 1210-nucleotide messenger RNA. Its product is annotated as membrane steroid-binding protein 2-like. Gene Ontology annotation, cellular component: endomembrane system; membrane. The record is from RefSeq and is a predicted model, not a curated record. Bases 177 to 986 code for a protein of 269 amino acids. NCBI's taxonomy places the organism in Eukaryota, Viridiplantae, Streptophyta, Magnoliopsida, Asparagales, Orchidaceae. The transcript is spliced from 2 exons.
GGGUAAUCUCGUCAAUACCUCCACACAUGAAGACCUUUAUUUUCCACCCACAUUUUCACCCAACAAACCAACAAAACACACCCAUAACUGCACCAAACCUCUCUCUCCAGUUUUUAAUCCCUUCUGGACCCUUUCGCCUGUCUCUGUGACUCGAGACGAGAAGACGCAGAGAAGCAAUGGAAGUGAAGGAGCUGUGGGCGACGCUCGAGCAAGCGAUCAAGUCCUACACGGGACUAUCUACGGCGACCUUCUUUACGGUCUUGGCGGUUGCUGUGGCGUUCUAUUACGUGGUCUCCGCCUACUUCGAGCCGGCGCCGGUUGCGAGGAAGCGGGAGGUGGAGGUUGAGCCGGUGGAGCCGCUUCCGCCGCCGGUUCAGCUCGGCGAGGUAACGGAGGAGGAGCUUAUCGCCUACGAUGGUUCCGAUCCUAAGAAACCCCUUCUCAUGGCGAUCAAAGGUCAGAUCUACGACGUCACGCAGAGCAGGAUGUUUUAUGGACCAGGAGGUCCAUAUGCAUUAUUCGCUGGCAAAGAUGCGAGCCGGGCAUUAGCAAAAAUGUCCUUCGAGCAAAAGGAUCUCACCGGAGACAUCUCCGGCCUGGGUCCCUUUGAGCUCGAGGCCCUCCAGGAUUGGGAGUACAAGUUCAUGAGCAAAUACGUGAAGGUCGGAACCAUCAAGAAAACUGUUCCGGUUACCGAUGGUUCUGCUGCAUCCACGGAUGCCUCUGAGAUCACUGAUGCAGGAAAUCCAUCUGCCGAAGGUGUCCAUCGUUCCGGCGAAGUUUCUCAUACCGCGGAAUCGAACGAGCCGCCGAGUUCAGCUAAACACACUAUUGAAACGGUUGAUCGCGAUGCUGCAGGAGUUGAGAUAGCCGCGGAGCCUACAAUAGAGAAGGCGAACAAUGACGGUGAUGCGGCGGAAGCGGUUGCGGAGGGGAAGGUGGAGAAACUUAAAGAUGAUGGGGAGGUUGAGGACAAGAAGGAAUGAGUUGAGGAGAUCAGCCCGUGCUGAAGUUAUGUUGGUAUGAAUUUCUUGACGCAGAGAGGUAUGUGUUGUUUUUGCUGAAUGUUUUUGUGUUAUACAAAGCUUUUGGACAUUAUGAGGGUGGAUUUGACUGCUAGACCGCAGUAAUGAUUAUAUAUACAUCAUAGAUGCACAUUUGAUGAUGUAUUUAAUAAGCUAUUUUCAUGGUAAGUUUUUUAUUAUAUUUA